Molecule: messenger RNA, 2251 nt
Organism: Synchiropus splendidus (mandarinfish)
Lineage: Eukaryota; Metazoa; Chordata; Actinopteri; Syngnathiformes; Callionymidae
Gene: gpr151
Product: G protein-coupled receptor 151
Exons: 1
Coding region: 774-2063 (429 amino acids)
Biological process (GO): G protein-coupled receptor signaling pathway
Cellular component (GO): membrane
Molecular function (GO): G protein-coupled receptor activity
Source: RefSeq, a predicted model, not a curated record
UUAGAAGACCCGUCCUUGUCUUUAAAUUCCAGCAGCUACAUUCCGGUUGUCGCGUGUCGUCAGUCCAUCCUGGCGCAUCAGCAAAAAUAAGUGUAAGAAUAAUAGUCGCUGGCGCGACUGCGACAGUUUCAGGAUCAGAUCUGUCACCAUCUAGUGGUGAGUGAGCGAAUGUCAGGAUGCCACAGCAGGUCCCUGUCGGUGUUUCCUCCCGAGUCACAACGACUGCAUCCUCUCCCUCUGAGUUACAAUGGACCAUCGGAACAUGCUCUUCAAGCCAAAAUAAGAGUAGAUCAAACGUGAGAGCGUGCAUUUCAACAUAACUGUCCAUCACGGUUCCACAGGUCCAUGAGUGUUUUUUUGAAACCCCGUCAUCCACUAUUGCCGUCGCUGAAACCCCGGUUCGUGACGUAACAUUUAAAUGAUGUCCCUUAUUGUUGUCAUAAUAAAAGCCCUCCGGCAGAUCAGCACUGACUGAGGAUCCAGAGUCGGCGGUGCAUUAUGCAGACUUGACGUAAUUGGCCCCCGGGGGCUGAAGUGUGGGCACAUUCCGUCAGCUGGGGAUCCCAGCUGUCAAUCAAGCAGCACCUUUAUAAGCGCGCGGCGGAGCCGCACCGCCGCGUCUCAGGAUAAACCCGGAGACAGACGGGAGCUGCGCUGUGAUCCUCCACUGGCGAUCGAUGCUGCGUCUGAUGCUCCUGCUGUAGAGUGGGGUAUAAACGCUGAUCCUUUCGGGAAACCUUUGCUUCACCUGUUGACGCUGCUGCUGUGUGAGGAUGGAGAGUCUCAGUGGCAACAGCACGGCGGUGGCCAACGUCUCUGUGGAGAAAUGGUCUGCGACCGACGGCGGCGCUCAGCAGCACCUGGAGCCGGGUGAGCUGCGGCGCCUGGUCCCAGCGGUGCUGGGCGUCAUCUGCGUCCUGGGAGUGGCCUGCAACCUCAUGGCCGCGGCCAUCGUCUGCUCCAGCGCUCACAAGGGGAAACUCUCGCUCAUCAACUCCCUCAUCUUCAACCUGAUGCUGGCUGACGGGCUGCUGCUGCUCUUCUCGCUGCCGCUCCGCGCCGCCUCCUACUCCAGGUCCAGCUGGACUCUGGGCUGGAUGGUGUGCAAGACCUCCGACUGGUUUCUCCAGUCGUGCAUGGCGGCCAAAAGCUUCACCGUGGCUGUUCUGGCCCAAGCCUGCUAUCGCUACGUGUCCAACCCCACCAAGCAGGUGAGCAUCCACCUGGGCUCCAUCCUGGUGCUCCUCUUCUUCGUCUGGGUGUCUGCGUGUGCUGCAGCAACCCCCCAGUGGUUGUUUGCGGCGCUGCAUGAGGGGGUCCCGGGUCCGCUGUGCGUCCUGGCGGUGCCCCCGGAAGCGCAGCAUUUCAUGCUUGUCUACAUCAAAGCCUACCCCCUGGGGGUGUACUGCGCCCCCCUCAGCUGGGCCCUCCUGUACUUCUGGAAGGCGUACGGCCAGUGUCAGCGCCGCUCCAGUCGGACCCAGAACCUUCGGACCCAGAUCCGGUCCAGGAAACUCACGCUCAUGCUCUUCAGCCUCACCGUGGCCAUGGUUCUGCUCUGGCUUCCCCAGUGGGUGGUUUGGGUUUGGGAGCGGCAUCUGGCAGAGACAGAGACUGAAGGAGGGAAGCCUAGUCCCACGCCGCCGCCGCCGCUGCUCUUCACCCUCUUGGCCCAGCUGCUCACCUUCUCUCUGUCCGUGGUCAACCCUCUCAUCGUGCUCUCGCUCUCGGAGGAGUUCAGAGAGGGCUACCGUGGGCUGUGGCGCCGACUCACCCUGCGCAAACAGCUGCCAUCCAAGCCUCACUCCGGACCUCACAAUCCCACCAGUCUGAAGUCCCCCUGCCCCAGACCAGAGACUUCAGGCCAGCUGCUGAGGGACAGCACACCUUUCGCCGCCAACAGCUCAGCCCUGCCGCAGCCAGAGCAGCCGAGGGAGGCGGACGGAACGGUGUUGCCUGAUGUGGAGCAAUUCUGGCACGAGAGAGAGACCGGCGUGAACGGGGACGAGAACGAUCCAGUUCCAUGGGAGCACCAGGGCACAGGAGAAGAAACUAAGAGCUAAUUCCAACGUAUGAAGAACCCUCACUCGUGUGUGACUGUAACGCUGUUUAGAGGAGUCAGGUGUGGAUCAUAAGGAGCAUCCAUGUGUAUAAUAACAUGUCCAUGUCUUGUGAACAUUGAGUGAAGUAAAACAGUUGCCAUCGAGUAUUGAUCACUGUAGCGUAAUAGGUGUCUUGCCUCCACCUCACU